GUCACUUUAAGACAUUAUUGGCGCACUGAUAAUAAAGUAGGCAGUGGGACCUCGCAGAAAACAACAGCAGCUUCGGCAGACUUAUGAUAAUUAACAUAUCUAUAAGGAACAAUGCCGGUGCCAGAGCAGCCUGCGGAGCAGGAGAAGGGGGCCAUGGUUCCCCCUGUCAUGCCAGCCUCUAAUGGAGAUGGAUCGGAGACAGAGACCACCUCCUCCAUCCUUGCAUCUGUUAAAGAGCAGGAGCUUCAGUUUGAGCGUCUGACCAGGGAGCUCGAGGCGGAGCGUCAGAUUGUGGCCACUCAGCUGGAGAGAUGCAAGCUGGGAUCAGAGGCAGGCAGCAUGAGCAGCAUCAGCUCUGCAGAUGAGCAGUUUCGCUGGAAUGCUCAAGCGGAUGGACAAAAGGAUAUCGAAGACGAGUUGACCACAGGUUUGGAGUUGGUGGAUUCCUGCAUUCGUUCUCUCCAGGAAUCAGGAAUACUCGACAGCGGAGAACGACCGGCUCUUCUUUCCCAGAGUUCCUUGCAGCUCAACUCCACCCCGGAGGCUUCGCUCCAGUACUCUGCCAGCUACCAUAGCAACCAGACCCUCGCCCUUAGCGACAGCAUCUCCGCAGCAACCCCUCAGCGCAGCGGGCAGGUUGGGGGGGCCGUGCACAGCUACAACCAGGUGACAUCUAGUCGUGUGGCCCAGCAGCAGCAACAACAACAAACUGGGGCAGGGUCAGGUAUCUACUACUCCAGCUCCACCUUGCCUGCUCAGCGUGUCAGCUCUCCACUGUCUGGAGGAGGAGGGGGCUCAGGGUCUGGCUCCCCCAGUAAGCUCCAGCGCCUGGGAUCAGCCUCCGACACACCAGGCUACGCCACUACUCAGCGCCUGCCCUCCUCCUCCUCCUCCUCUUCACCAGGAAAACAAUCCCCUGCCAAUCGACUGGCCAAGUCUUACAGCACCACAGUUGCUGUGACAACAGCAGGAGGCGGCGGCUCUCCCUUGAGGGUGGCAUCUCCACCCAACUCUACUGCAGCAGGGGGAGGGGCCAGCGCAUCAUCAUCACCACUUCACCAGAUGAGUUCGGGCAUAGGGAGCUAUGCCACUCUCUCUCCAAAACGGCUGGCAGCUCACCACGCCUCUGACCAGUACAAGAUCUCCCACGAGCUCUACGCUACUGCUACACUGCAGAGGCCUGGCAGCCUGGCAGGCUCACGUGGCUCCUACAGCAGCCAGCACAGUCAGGAGCCCCUUCGACCCUUGGGGUCCCCAGAGCACCAUAUAGAUCCCAUCUAUGAGGAACGUGUCUACCACAACAAGGGUCCUAUGAGGAGCCUGAGCCAGGGCCAAGGGCCGGACACAGGCCCCUAUCGCAACAACACUGCUCCCUCCUCCCCUGGUGUCGACUCCGCCCCUUUGCAGCGCACAGGAAGUCACGGCACAGGGACAGGAAACUACAGCCGCGGGGGCGGGACCAACAACUACGCCACAGUGGGGCCAGGCUACACCACCAGCGGAGGCGGAGGGGGGGAUAUGUACGGCUCCGACCCCUACGUGGCGGACCCGUACCGCACUCUGCAGUACUGCCCCUCAGUGGUGGAAUCACCCUACAGCAAGUCGGGACCGGCCCUGCCGCCCGAAGGCAGCCUGCAGCGCUCACCCUCUAUCGACUCCAUUCAGAAAGACCCCAGAGAGUUUGGGUGGAGGGAUCCGGAGCUGCCAGAGGUGAUCCAGAUGCUGCAGCACCAGUUCCCAUCGGUGCAGUCCAACGCUGCUGCUUACCUACAGCACCUCUGCUUUGGAGACAACAAGAUCAAAGCCGAGAUCCGUCGCCAGGGCGGUAUCCAGCUGCUGGUUGACCUGCUGGACCACAGGAUGAGUGAGGUUCACCGCAGCGCCUGCGGAGCCCUGAGGAACCUUGUGUACGGCAAGGCCAACGACGAGAACAAAGUGGCCCUGAAGAACUGCGGGGGGAUCCCUGCCUUGGUCCGCCUGCUGAGGAAGACAGGAGACGUGGAGAUCAGAGAGCUGGUCACAGGGGUGCUGUGGAACCUGUCGUCAUGCGAUGCUCUGAAGAUGCCGAUCAUCCAAGAUGCCCUGGCCGUUUUGACUAACAGUGUCAUCAUACCCCACUCAGCCUGGGACUCCUCCCCCAAUCACCAUGACGACCGCAAGCUCCACCUCCAUACCUCCCAGGUGCUUCGCAACGCCACAGGCUGCCUCAGGAAUGUGAGUUCAGCGGGCGAGGAGGCGAGGCGGAGGAUGAGGGAGUGUGACGGCCUGACAGACGCUCUGCUCUACGUCAUCCAGACCUCUCUGGGCAGCAGUGAGAUCGACAGCAAGACCAUAGAGAACUGUGUGUGCAUCCUGAGGAACCUGUCCUACCGCCUGGCUGCCGAGACCUCCCACAGCCAGCAGGGGGGGUCUGAGGAGCUGGACGGCCUGCUUUGCGAUGCCAACGGCCGUGACGGAGAAAGCUCCGGCUGCUGGGGCAAGAAGAAGAAGAAAAAGAAGGGUGCUGACCAGUGGGAUGGCGUGGGCCCCUUCCCAGACACGGCGGAGCCACCCAAAGGGGUUCAGAUGCUUUGGCACCCCACCAUUGUCAAGCCCUACCUCACCCUGCUGUCUGAGUGCUCCAAUCCUGACACCCUGGAGGGAGCAGCCGGGGCUCUGCAGAACCUGGCUGCAGGCAGUUGGAAGUGGUCGGUGUAUAUCCGAGCUGCAGUUCGUAAGGAGAAGGGCCUCCCCAUCCUUGUGGAGUUACUGAGGAUAGACAAUGACAGGGUGGUGUGUGCCGUGGCCACUGCUCUCCGAAACAUGGCACUGGAUAUCAGGAACAAGGAGCUCAUCGGUAAAUACGCUAUGAGAGACUUGAUCCACCGGUUACCAGGCAGUAGUAGCAGCAGCAACAACAACUCCACCAGCGGCGGCACCUCCGGGACCACAGGCCCUCCCAGCAAGGCCAUGUCAGACGAUACAGUGACCGCCAUCUGCUGCGCACUGCACGAGGUCAUCACCAAGAACAUGGAGAACGCCAAAGCCCUGCGUGACGCUGGCGGCAUCGAGAAACUUAUCGGCAUCGCCCGCAGCAAAGGAGACAAACAUUCAGCCAAGGUUGUGAAGGCAGCAUCUCAGGUCCUCAGCAGUAUGUGGCAGUACAGAGACCUGCGUUCCCUCUACAAGAAGGACGGCUACGCCCAGUAUCACUUUGUGGGCUCCGCCUCCACGAUAGAGAGAGACAGACAGAGGCCCUACUCCUCCUCGCGCACUCCCUCUGUCUCCCCUGUCAGGACUUCCCCCAACAACCGCUCUGCAAGCGCCCCAGCCUCCCCCAGGGAGAUGAUGAGUCUGAAGGAACGCAAGAUGGACUACGACUCCACGGCAACCAGUGCUGGUUUCCAUAGCAACAAAGGAGAGCACACUUCCCGGAAAGACGCCAUGGCAGUUCAAGUGUCCUGUGGGACGUCAACGUUGUUCCGAAAUUCUUACUUGACUGCCAGUGACGACAUCAAGCAGAACCAGGCCCCGGCCCAGCCCUGCGUCGUACCCCCCCAGCCCCAGCAGGACAGCCCAUCAGCAGCCGUGCUAAAAGACUACGACCCCUACCCUCCCCCUCCCUCAUUCCCCCAGCCGCAGCCGCCGCAGCCUCCGCCACACAGCCAGAGCCGGAGCUUCGACGAGGCCUACUACGAGGACCAGCAGGGACCCCCGCCUCCUCCAUCCCAGCCCCAGCCCCAACCCCAUCCGCAGCCCCAGCCCCAGGUCCAGGCCCAGGCCCAGCCUCAGGCCCACCCCCAGCAGCCGCCAAGCUCUGCCGGGCCGCCCCGGGACCCGCGGGAAGACCUGCGCAUGCAUCUGGGCCUCAAGUCCACUGGGAACUACGUAGACUUCUACUCAGCCUCUCGGCCUUACAGCGAACUGAACUACGAGACCAGCCACUACCCGGCCUCGCCUGACUCCUGGGUGUAGUUAGGCUACGAUGAGGGGGGGCUUGUAAGACAGAGUCUGCGUGUGUGGUUGUGAAAGGGAUUAUUUUCGCAAGUGAUCAGCAGCAGCUUAGAGCAAAGUGAACGCCAGUGGUGUGUUUAAAGAGGAACUUGUUGUAAGAGGAAGGAAAUUAAGGCACUCUAAAAUAAGGGGAAGACAGAACAAGCAGCAGGGUUAAGAGGUGAAGUCAGGUCGAGUGACGAUGAGAGACUGUGCAUGUGCAUGCCAACAUUUUCUUCUUUUUUUUCUCUUUCUUUUAAUUUCCAGGCCGCUUCAUUUGUUCAAAGUCAGCUCCACUGGACCGGUGAGUGGAUAAGGAGCAGGUGGGAGCAGAUAUGAAGAAGCCUGUUUGA
This is a messenger RNA of Myripristis murdjan (pinecone soldierfish), 4325 nucleotides long. RefSeq names its product catenin (cadherin-associated protein), delta 2a (gene ctnnd2a). Gene Ontology annotation, molecular function: protein binding. The record is from RefSeq and is a predicted model, not a curated record. NCBI's taxonomy places the organism in Eukaryota, Metazoa, Chordata, Actinopteri, Holocentriformes, Holocentridae. Gene Ontology annotation, cellular component: nucleus; postsynaptic density; cytoplasm. Bases 112 to 3954 code for a protein of 1280 amino acids. Gene Ontology annotation, biological process: cell-cell adhesion; dendritic spine morphogenesis. The transcript has 25 exons.